Rhinichthys klamathensis goyatoka is the source of this 1127-nucleotide messenger RNA. RefSeq lists its product as uncharacterized. The record is from RefSeq and is a predicted model, not a curated record. The transcript has 4 exons. The coding region runs from base 351 to 1127 and encodes 258 amino acids. Lineage: Eukaryota; Metazoa; Chordata; Actinopteri; Cypriniformes; Leuciscidae.
CUGACAUUACUGUAUUUUAUGCUGUUGAAUACAUUUGGUUCCACUGUAAUAAAUUGCAUUUUAAAUAUAUAUUGAUUCCUGUAAUAAUAAUUCUUUAUUUCGUGUUCUGUGAUAUUUAUCAAUCAGGAUGAGCUGAGUGACCUGCAGCUGGAUCUACUGGAAGUUGAGGAUGCCUGUUUGCAGGUGUACCACACUCCACCCCCCUAAAAACCUGUACUGUACCCACUGCAGAGUUCAAAGCCCCACUACCUUUGCAGCUCAAAAGUCCUGCUCAGACAGCUACAGGGACAAAGCCAUUGAUUGCCUUGGCACCCAGCUGGACACGUCAAUUGGACACUGCUUCAUCGUCCAUGAUGAUGGCUACCUGCAGGCCAAAAAAAAGUCUAAUCUUUGAUGAAACACAACAAAUUGAUUAUUCUGAAAUGGAUAUCAGUUCAGCAACAUCAGCCUUGGAUAUCAGCAUGGCCUCAGAACCUGCCACUGAUCCUGCUGACUCCAGUUUUGUCCUUGACACAAGCCCCUCCACCUCUACCACAGGAAGCACAGCAAGCAUUCCGGGACAACAUAGAGGAUGGAAAGAGAGAAAGUGGUUGGUUAAUGAGUCCAAACUCAUGGAACUCUUCCAAAAAUGCACUGUUUGUGGUGCUUCAAUGUGUGAUGUGAACCAAAAUGUGAAAACAUCUGGCAGCAGGAUCAGAGUCCUAUGGAAAUGUAAUAAUGGACACACUGGAGAUUGGGAAUCAUGCCCAACUGUCCGUGGAAUGGCGGAGAACAACCUGCUAGCAGCAGCAGCAACACUCUUCACUGGUGGUACUUACACAGACAUUGCUGAUUGGGCAGGGCUUUUGAACAUUCAGCUGCCCCAUAAAUCCAACUACUACAGCAUACAGUCCAGCUACCUGAUUCCAGUUAUCGCUGAAGAAUACAAGAAGCAGGAGGACACUAUAAGAGCAAGACUCAUCUGCCAGACUCUGGAUGGUGAGGGAGUACAGAUUUGCGGAGAUGGGAGAAGUGAUAGCCCAGGCCAUUCCUGCAAAUACACAACGUAUUCCUUCAUGGAUGACUCCACCAAUCAGAUUGUAACAUUUGAGUUGAUUCAGGAACAAAGCAGCAGACGUGUGCUCUGA